Messenger RNA from Rhinopithecus roxellana (golden snub-nosed monkey), 1137 nucleotides. RefSeq names its product claudin 10 (gene CLDN10). The transcript has 5 exons. Gene Ontology annotation, biological process: cell adhesion; bicellular tight junction assembly. Lineage: Eukaryota; Metazoa; Chordata; Mammalia; Primates; Cercopithecidae. The coding region runs from base 236 to 916 and encodes 226 amino acids. Gene Ontology annotation, cellular component: bicellular tight junction; plasma membrane. The record is from RefSeq and is a predicted model, not a curated record. Gene Ontology annotation, molecular function: structural molecule activity.
AAUAAAUAUCCGUGUAGAAAAUCAGAACGACUCUUUCAGGCCAUCUUUAAAAUGUCAUUGGUAAACCAUACUUGAUCCUAAAUUCCUGUACUUCCUCAGGCCAUCUAAGCAUGAAACGCUGUCACCUACCCACAUCCUCUGGCUGUGACGCUUGUCAAAGUGUUCCCUAUCGGCUGCAUGCCUAGACCACCAAAGGGUUCUGUCCGGACAGUGUCACUGGCGAAGGCGGCGCGACAUGUCCAGGGCGCAGAUCUGGGCUCUGGUGUCUGGUGUCGGAGGGUUUGGAGCUCUCGUUGCUGCUACCACGUCCAAUGAGUGGAAAGUGACCACGCGAGCCUCCUCGGUGAUAACAGCCACUUGGGUUUACCAGGGUCUAUGGAUGAACUGCGCAGGUAACGCGUUGGGUUCUUUCCAUUGCCGACCGCAUUUUACUAUCUUCAAAGUAGCAGGUUAUAUCCAGGCAUGUAGAGGACUUAUGAUCGCUGCUGUCAGCCUGGGCUUCUUUGGUUCCAUAUUUGCGCUCUUUGGAAUGAAGUGUACCAAAGUCGGAGGCUCCGAUAAAGCCAAAGCUAAAAUUGCUUGUUUGGCUGGGAUUGUCUUCAUACUGUCAGGGCUGUGCUCAAUGACCGGCUGUUCCCUAUAUGCAAACAAAAUCACAACGGAAUUCUUUGAUCCUCUCUUUAUUGAGCAAAAGUAUGAAUUAGGAGCCGCUCUGUUUAUUGGAUGGGCAGGAGCCUCACUGUGCAUAAUUGGUGGUGUCAUAUUUUGCUUUUCAAUAUCUGACAACAACAAAACACCCAGAUACGCAUACAACGGGGCCACAUCUGUCAUGUCUUCUCGGACAAAGUAUCAUGAUGGAGAAGAUUUUAAAACAACAAACCCUUCAAAACAGUUUGAUAAAAAUGCUUAUGUCUAAAAGAGCUCACUGGCAAGCUGCAUCUUGAGUUUAUUAUAAAAGCGAACUGUUCACAAAAUGAUCCCAUCAAGGCCCUCCCAUAAUUAACACUCAAAACUAUUUUUAAAAUAUGCAUUUGAAGCAUUUGUUGAUUGUAAUGGAUGUAAGUGUUCUUACACAGUUAUAUACUAAUCAUUUUCUGUUGUGGCUUUCUAUAAAAAAUAAACAGGUUAUUUACAGGA